Galleria mellonella (greater wax moth) is the source of this 1271-nucleotide messenger RNA. RefSeq names its product intraflagellar transport protein 46 homolog (gene IFT46). Bases 16 to 1239 code for a protein of 407 amino acids. The record is from RefSeq and is a predicted model, not a curated record. The transcript has 7 exons. Gene Ontology annotation, cellular component: motile cilium; centrosome; intraciliary transport particle B. Gene Ontology annotation, biological process: cilium assembly; intraciliary transport. NCBI's taxonomy places the organism in Eukaryota, Metazoa, Arthropoda, Insecta, Lepidoptera, Pyralidae.
GGUCGUGGCGUUGCCAUGGCAACCAGCGACAAACACUGCCAAACGCUGUCAGUGAAUACGGCGAGAAACGAAGUCGACUUGGAGGAGUAUGCCCGAGUGAUGUACGACGAGACCGUCGUUGUGAAUGCAAGAGAAAUAGAAAGUCCUAGUUCUGAGGAGGAAGUGGAGGCGGUCAUGUCCAAAUUCAACCCGCCGGUGAGGCACACAGCGCGCCACGAUUUCGACUCCGACAGCGAAACCGAAUCGGAACCCGAUAAGUUUUUGGACAAUGCAUCCGAGCAUGAUCGGUCUCCAGAAAGAAACACUUCGCCGCCUCCAGAGAAAAUGGCCGAAGCAUCGAGAACGGUGACCAGGGAAACCAAAACCGGCGUCAGACAGUCAAUGAGGAAAGCGGAAUCAUCAAAUUCGGAAUCGGAUAGUGCUGAUCUAGAAGCUGAAAAGCCAGAUCCAGUCGCCGGGAGUGGAAGGAAGCGCGGCGGCGCUGGCGUCGUCAUCCCAGCGGAGGGCGCUUACGACCCCAAGCAAUUCCAGGACUUGAAGGUGCCGCCCGAGAUAGAGAACAUUUUCCAGUACAUCAUGAAAUACACCCCACAGAAAAUUGACAUAGAGUUCAAAUUGCAACCGUUCAUCCCGGAGUAUGUGCCCGCGGUGGGCGACAUCGACGCCUUCCUCAAGGUGUCCACGCCGGCGGCCAACGUGCGCGGCGGGCCGCUCUCCGAAAAUGUUCUCGAGCACAUUGACAAUUUAGGUCUGACGGUGCUGGACGAGCCCGCCGCCGAGCAGAGCGACUCUGCUCUUCUACAUUUGCAAUUGCGUGCCAUCUCGAAGACCAGCAGCGCCAAGUCGACUGUGCUGACGAAGAAGAUCGAGAAUGCGGAGAAGAAUGCAAAAGCAAUAGACCGGUGGAUCAAAGAUGUGAGCGAGCUGCACUUGUCCAAGCCGGCGCCCACUGUUACGUACACUGCUAAAACACCAGAUAUCGAUACAUUAAUGGAGGAAUGGCCAGAAUCCAUGGAGGAGACCCUGAACGAGGUGGGUUUCCCGCCAGCGAACCUCGACUGCACUUUAUCGCAGUACGUGGACCUGGUUUGCGGUAUAUUCGACAUACCCAUAGUUGGAAACACGCUGAACGCCAGGAUACAAGCCUUGCAUCUACUCUUCAGUUUGUACUCGGCCGUGAAGAAUUCACAGCUGUACGCCGAAAGACAGAAAGAGAAGGAAGAUAACGCAGCUGGAUAAGUGUUGUAAUAAUAAAUGUAAUAUUUUGUUAA